GUGGGAUACGGCCUUUAGACCCUGCUUAAUGGACGACUUUAGUUUCUGAACUGUUCUAUCAGCUAUUUUGCAUCGUUUAAAUUUUGCCGACUUAUCAGCCAGUUCUACAUAGUGCGUCAGCAUUUUUCUUACCACUCUGAUUGGCCGUGAUUCAGCAAUAUAAUCUUUUUGAUUCUUGCAUAACCAGACUUAUCGCAGUCUGUUGCAAACGAUUCAUUCAGCUGGUUCCGAGCUAUCUGUAAUACUCGCAAAAUGACGGUCAAAGCAGUCUGUGUCCUUCAGGGUGAACCUGUUAAAGGAACUUUAUAUUUCGAACAAGCGGAAGGUUCAAAUACAGUAAAAGUGACUGGAGAAGUUUCUGGCUUGCAGAAAGGCUUGCAUGGUUUCCAUGUUCAUGAAUUUGGUGAUAAUACCAAUGGUUGUACAAGUGCAGGUGCUCAUUUCAAUCCAUUGGGAAAAGAACAUGGUGGUCCAAGCCAUGCUGUGCGUCAUGUUGGAGACUUAGGAAAUGUGGAGGCUGAUGCCAAUGGUGUUGCUAAAGUUAACAUUACUGAUUCCAUAAUACAAUUGUGUGGACCACAUAGUAUUAUUGGACGAACUCUUGUGGUUCAUGCUGAUCCUGAUGAUUUGGGUCAAGGUGGUCAUGAACUUUCAAAGACUACUGGCAAUGCUGGUGCUCGUCUUGCUUGUGGUGUCAUUGGUAUUACAAAGGCACAGUAAAUAUAUCAAAAAUAAUCAGGAAGUUGAAAGAAAUGGAGGUUAUAUUAGAAAUAUUAUAUAAUAUAUUAUAUGGUAUUCUA
Messenger RNA from Harpegnathos saltator (Jerdon's jumping ant), 800 nucleotides. It is a transcript of the gene Sod1, whose product is annotated as superoxide dismutase 1. Gene Ontology annotation, biological process: superoxide metabolic process. The record is from RefSeq and is a predicted model, not a curated record. NCBI's taxonomy places the organism in Eukaryota, Metazoa, Arthropoda, Insecta, Hymenoptera, Formicidae. Bases 253 to 720 code for a protein of 155 amino acids. Gene Ontology annotation, molecular function: copper ion binding. The transcript has 4 exons.